Molecule: messenger RNA, 915 nt
Organism: Anastrepha obliqua
Lineage: Eukaryota; Metazoa; Arthropoda; Insecta; Diptera; Tephritidae
Exons: 1
Coding region: 1-915 (304 amino acids)
Source: RefSeq, a predicted model, not a curated record
AUGAACACACAACAAAAUGAAAAAAACAAAAAAUUUGUGCCGCGCUGCGACACAAUACCAUCCUCCGAGGAGGAUACCCUGCUGGCCUCCAGCCAAGAUACGGCUGAGUCAGCAAAGAGUAAGGGAAGUACCAGCCAUAGCACACCCUUACCAAGCAAGCAACAACAACAACAAACAGUUCUACCACAAGUAUCGAAAAAGGCGGCAGACGGCACUCAGAGAGAGAGUCAGGUCGCUAAAAAGCACAAAUCCGAGGGUGCUCUCAUGAAGUCUCGCUACACGAAGGCGAGGUUCAUUCUAAGCAAGAUUGCCAAAAAUGAACUCGGUGGAGCGACUGACGAGCGCGACGCGGCCGACAAAUUAAAAUACCAGCAGGUGGUUAAGGAGUACGAAGACUUCUUAUCCAAAAAACCUAAAGAAGACGACAGGAAAAAAGGCGAUGCGUUGAAGAGAAACAGGUCACAGGACGUAAUCGAUCAGGCACCGAAGAGACCUAAGGUGUCCAGCAGCAUCGAAGAAACAAAGCAACGACCGUUCAGUGAGGUGGUUAAGGAUAACCUCCUCUAUGCACUAAUCGAUGAAACCACAAACAGUGGCAAAGUGGUCCUGCAGAAGUGGGGGCAAGUGGAGGCCAAACUGUCCAAGCUCGUGCUAGACAAGCAUGUGGUUGGAGCACAGGGCGGAACUCUCCCUUCCUUCGAUUCUGCAGGAGUACUUCGCGGCUGCAGGGUCAUCAAGUGCGACGACGACUGGUCAAGGGUUGUCCUAGAAAGGUGUGUUGCUGAGAUCAGCAGCACACUGGAAGGCUUAAAACUUAAGCUAAUUCCGGCCAAGGACAUCCCUUGCCCUCCUCGCGCUCCCAUUUGGCUACCAGUGAUGGACUUGAGCGGUGCAGAAGUAUAUGAAAGUAUAUGA